Messenger RNA from Penicillium digitatum Pd1, 1302 nucleotides. Lineage: Eukaryota; Fungi; Ascomycota; Eurotiomycetes; Eurotiales; Aspergillaceae. The record is from RefSeq and is a predicted model, not a curated record.
AUGACACUUUCAGAGCAACAAAUAUUGGCUAUCUCGGCCACAGAACGUGUUUGCUCGACGGUUUCCCUUGCUGGAACUUUUGUUAUAGUCGCUACUUUUAUCUGGUCCCCCACGUUUCGUAAACCCAUCAACCGCUUGGUAUUUUAUGCAUCAUGGGGUAACAUCAUGGCUAAUAUAGCCACCAUCAUAUCGGCAGACGGGAUUCAUUAUGGGGUUGAUAGUUCCCUAUGCCAGUUCCAGGGGUUUUUGAUUCAAUGGUUUAUGCCUGCCGAUGCACUAUGGACAUUCGCAAUGGCAUGCAAUGUCUACCUAACAUUCUUCCACAAAUACGACUCCGAGCAACUACGCCGGCUGGAAUGGAAAUAUGUGCUCUGCUGUUACGGUGUCCCAUUCGUCCCAGCUUUCGCAUACUUCUUCAUCCAGACCCAAGCCCAAGGCCGGAUAUAUGGCUCCGCCAUCCUCUGGUGCUGGAUCUCUGUACAGUGGUCCUUUCUCCGUAUCGCCAUUUUCUAUGGACCAGUCUGGCUCAUUAUCUCAUUGACUUUCGCCAUCUACCUACGAGCAGGGACGGUGAUAUACCAGAAACGGCGCCAACUUCGGAACCUCGGUGGCAUCGAGUCAGAUAUGGUCCCAGAGUCUCCCUUCGCCAUGUUAACUGGUAUCCACGUUACUAGAGAGAUUGCCUGUUCCACCCCAGAACGCCAGUCUUUGUCGGAAGGCGCCGCGCGCGGAUUACCCUCGAAUGCGUUCAGAGCAUACUCAGUCACGAUCGAGGGCGGGAAUACCACCAGCACACUUCAAGGUUCCAGCACAAAUAUCGGCCCCGGUUCUCUUCAGCAGGGGAGUUCUAGCAAGGCCGUACGGCCGGAUGCGGUGGACUCACAGCGGAGGUCGACGUCCACAGAAGCUAGUUCGGCUACGUGGGCGUAUACGAAAUACGCCAUGCUGUUCUUCAUUGCAUUGCUUGUUACAUGGGUCCCCUCGACGAUAAACAGAGUCUAUUCCCUUGCUCGCCCUACUGACUUUAAUUUCAGUCUCAAUUAUGCAUCUAGCUUUGUUCUUCCUCUCCAGGGCUUUUGGAACAGCCUUAUAUACGUCUCUAUCUCGUGGCCCGCAUUCAAAUUACUUUGGUCUGGCGUUCAUAGCCACGUCUCCUCAUGGCGCAUACUCCGUCCGGUGACAAAUGUACAAUCCUUUCAUCUACAAAAUAGUUCUCAGAGCUCGAGCCCUGCUCUUUUGGUGAAAACUGAGAACGAGGAGAACAGAGGUCGGAGUUGGCUGGGCUUAGAUCCAUCAAUUUAG